This is a messenger RNA of Mizuhopecten yessoensis (Yesso scallop), 5459 nucleotides long. RefSeq lists its product as uncharacterized. Gene Ontology annotation, molecular function: protein binding. NCBI's taxonomy places the organism in Eukaryota, Metazoa, Mollusca, Bivalvia, Pectinida, Pectinidae. The transcript is spliced from 11 exons. The coding region runs from base 122 to 3085 and encodes 987 amino acids. The record is from RefSeq and is a predicted model, not a curated record. Gene Ontology annotation, biological process: signal transduction.
GCAGAACACUACCAGGUAUUCACACAGGCACACAUAUAGCUACCAGACGAAUGCCUAACACAUCAGAUACUGAUACUAUGUCGAUGGUUGAAGACAGGGACAAUAACAGAUUCAUGUCGCCAUGGCAACAGGAAAGAAACCAGCUCCAGAUAAUUUAUCCCCCGAAAUACUGCAAGCCGUGGAGAAAGGGGAUGUAGCGCGAUUCAACAAAUGCGUGAAAAAAGGCGCAAACGUUUUAGGGUUAGAUAAAAAUGGAUGGAACAUUCUUCAUCACAUUGGCUAUCACAACAAGUAUGCGUUUUAUAGAAGCAUCGUGCUGGAACACACACAGAUCACAACACUGAUACAUCAAACGGCAAAUGACGGAUCCACGCCCCUUAUGAUGUCCUGUAAGCCGAUCCCUCCCGACAUUCGUUUGAUUGACGCAUUCGUGCGGCUGGGUGGAGACCUCCUUUACAGAGAUUCACAUGGACGGUCAUGUACUGACGUCACUUCCGACAGAAACACGCGCAACUACCUGUCUUGGAGAAGGCUACAUACGACUGGACUUCCUGAUGCAGUCUUGGAGGAACAGUCCACUCCGAAGAAUGACGUCAUCAUGCAGUUUCUACGAUCCUUUACUUACAUGGACGACACGUUUGCAGAUAGGUUCGAGAAAGAACUGAAAAAGAAAAAAGAAAAGUCUGCAAACAUUCGUAUCAUAUUUCUUGGACAUGAAGGAGUAGGGAAGACAACUCUUUGCCAUUGGUUGAUCGGUCAGAAGGUCAAGGACGGCGGGCCGGGGUCAACUGAUACCAUGGAAGUGAAUCUUAGUCACCUGAUGAUCAACAAGGCGACAGGGGAGGUAGUGUUUUUGCCAGAACAUGAUGUUGGGAGAACCCUUUGUCAUAGGAGACUCAGAGAUAUGGUAGGGAAUUUAACAUUGUCAGAUAUGCCACCACAGAGAGAAAACAACUGUUUCAUUGGAGAUAUGGCCUACGUAAACAUCUUCGACUUCGGUGGAGAAUCGUUGUUCACCAACUUCCAACACAUAUUUCUGAAUGAUGAUGCUGUGUUUAUCCUCGUCUUCAGCUUGCACAACUGUCUUGAUGAGCUGGCAAUUGUGGACAGAGUCUACUUCUGGCUGAAAUUCAUCGCCUCAUAUUCACAUGGGAAGUACAAGCCUCCGGUCAUUCUUGUUGGAACCCACAUGGACAAAAUUCCACCCGCGGAUAGAAAAAACACUCUGAAGUUUGUCAUUGACAUAAUCAGAAAUAACCCGGAGAUUGACGAAAUCUAUCAGAAUCACAUCAUUGAAUUUUUCCACAUCGGCAAUAAGACGCAGACUGAUUCAGAACGAGAGAUUAUCUGGAAGGCCAUCCUAAAGAGUGCUCCAUACCAGGCACAGUGGGGUCAACUACUGCCUGGAAGCUGGAUAUCUCUCGAACAUGACAUCAUGCGUUUACGGAAUAGCUCAACAAGGGUCAUGACUUUCAAGGAAUUGAAAGAGCGGGCAACGAAGUUUGGUGUGGUGGACGUCGAAGGAUUUCUUCGGUACAUGCAUACGUCAAGGACUAUCCUCAGCUUCCCCUCCGAUGACGAGCCAGGUCAACCCAUUCCCUUGGACAUGAAGAUUAUCCUCGAUCCUGCCUGGAUGAUCAGAGCAUUCCGUCUGAUUGUGACAGCUCUCAAAUUCCACCUACAGAAUCUAGAAAAAGAUGACCCCUUGCUGAUAGAAUAUCAACGAACCCGUCGACUGAAGAGAGAAUUCAUUGACCGCAUAUGGAGAAUGCACGACGUCAAGGAAGGUUUUCUGUCACAUAGCGAGACCCUUCUCUACUUCAUAGAGAGAUCCGAGCUGAUUGUCAAGCCUGUACCAACCGGGAUCCCGACGGAUGUAGACACAUACAUCGUGCCAUCACUGUUGCAGCCAGCUGAUCCAGACUUGGUAAGACAGUACCUCAAGGACAAAUAUGCAAAAACAUCUUCGACGCUUUGCAUUCAGUUCCAGGACAAGUUUGUGCCAGAAGCAGUCUGUGACAAGUUUCUAGCGUCUUUGAUUUACAGGUUUAAAGUUGAUGACGCCACGUCCCUGUGUAUACAACGGGGUAUUGCUUGCUUCCUGUUGACAGGCGACUGGAAGAUGAUUGCUCAUUGCCGCGACAGAAUGAUCAAAAUCACCCUCUUCUCUGAAAAUCCAUCACCUCAACCAUUUACCAACGGCAAACAAUUAAGAGGCAUUGUCACAGAUCUCCUGGAUUCAACUUUACGUCGAAACGACCAGCUGCAUCUUGUUUAUAAGGCAUACCUACAUCACAAUUUCGAAGUUCUGCAGGAGGAUAACGUUUUGGAACCAUCCAAAGUCAAAUCAAUGCUACACUCAGACAGGACAACGAAACUAUCCAAGGCAGAUUAUGACUUCUGGUUUACAAUGCAGCCAAGACCAAAAACAGCAGGGAAAGGAGCUAACGCAUCUUCAGGUAAUACUAGUGGGGUAGAUUUAACAAGAGAACCAUCUCUGAAGCAAAUGAGCCACAUAGCGAAACACAUUGGGGAUGGCUAUGUACUCUUCUUCUUGGAGUUGGGAAUGAAGAACAAUACCAUUACGCAAGUACGCCAAACCAAUGCCGCACUUGAUUUUCGGUCACAAAUAACACGAACAUUGAUAGCCUGGAGGAACAGUAGGUCCCAGUCUGACGUCACCUUGUCCGCCAUUGUUGAUGCUAUGAAUGCUACUCAUAUGGAUUCCGCGGCAAUGAUGUCAGAGUUGUCACCAAAUUCACAAGAGGCGGAAAAGAUAAAAAAGUCAGUAUGCGAUCUGUGUUUGCCGGAAAGACGUCUGCGUGAGGUCGAGGUGGAUAUUGUUGCACGUUCCAUUGGAACGAUGUACGUUGUUUUCUUCAUACAUCUUGAUUUAGAAGACGAAAUAAUUAGGGAGGCCGAGUUAAACCACCAUGGCGAAGCAAGAAAUAUGAAAAUGCACUUGCUGCACACAUGGCUUCAGCGAAACGGUAAAGAAGCUUCCGUCCAUAGAAUAAUGAUGGCUUCACGGGAAUGUGACAUCAUUGGCUGGAAAGAACUAGCUGACAAGUUGCGUCCAAAAUGAGAUGGAAAGGACCGUCUUCCCUGGACUCAUCUUGAGAGAAAACUCAUGCGGGUUAUGAACGAUAGCACAUUGCCCACUGCGAAAAAGUUCAUCUGCGUAGGUCUGUAAUAUGAAUGUAUUCAGCAUAACCAACGUCUGUGUCUUUACGUUGCUGUAUGAUGGCAAACCCUGGACAUAUUUUUACUAGUAUAGCACAUGUCCACACAAAAAAAAAGGAAGCUUCCUUUUCCAGGGACAAGCAACUAGAUGGUUAACAGCGUUGACACAAGUUCGUGUAAAGUAGCACCAAAGAACGACAAUCUCACUUGCAAAUGUGUGCUCCUUGAUUAAUGAAGAAUAUUCGUUAAUAAAAAGACAGGUUGUCAAUGAUACAUGAUGUCAAUUACAUUAGUCAAGUUUGUUAUCAAUAAUAUAUUAUGUCAAUGAGAAAGGUUGUAAAUGAGAUAUGUAAUCAGUAAGACAUGUUAAAAAUGUAUGAUGUCAGUGAGAAAGUGUUGUCAAUUAGAUAUGUAAUCAGCAUUACAAGUUGGGAAUCAAACAAGUAUGUUAAAAUGUCAUCAAUUAAUUAUUUUUGUAUAUUAACAAUAUCAAGUAGUGAUACUUAGAAUAAAAAAAAAUCUAUAUAUCUUUUUCAGGAAAGUGUUUUACUGUGACUAUGAAAUCCUGCAGGCAAAUGUCAAAUUAAAAAUAUCAUGUUAUAUGUUCUAUAAUUAAAAAAACUAUAGAUACUGUAUAACGUUUACUUUUCCAAAAUUAUCAUAAAAUAAUAAAAUAAUGUACAGGAUUCAAACAUUUGUAUCUUGAUCAUUCCGGCAACUGUUUGCCAGGAUAUAUAUUUCAUUGGAAUUAGAUAAACACAUAUAUAGAUCAACAUAUCAGACUAUGAUUCCAGGACAUCAAAAUAUAAAGUCAUUCGAAUGUAAAAUAUUUCCUAAGACGUAUUUAUUUCAUCAAUGUAUUGACGGAUAUAUGUUUUAAUACAGUUUCCAUUUAUGACGUUAUUUAUCAAAACACGCUUGACUAACACAUAUCAACAUUUUAUCAUUAUCAUAAUAUUUUACACAUUUGCCAAAAAUAUAGGUAACAACUGCAACAUCAAAAACAAAUGCAAUACAAUUUCAUGGGUUGUAAAACAAACAUAUAUAUCCCUUUUUUAACUUCACUUUGUUUUAAUUGUUUAUGUAAUAUAUAAAAAAAAUUGUUUAUCUUAAACGUUAUGUUUUCCUUCUCUAUUUGCACAACUCAGUCUCAGUCAUAAAUAAUGGAACCAGACGCUUCGACUAUUUCUUUUGAAACUACAUUCAUCCAAUCGUCGUUUGUUUAAAUAUAAAAGCAAUCAUUUCGACGCGAAAAUAUUGAAUCUACACAAUCUUUAUUGUACAAAAAGUCUGUGGAUGUUUGAAAAAAAUCUUAUCAUAAUUAAGCACUGAGUCAGUAAUUAAGAGUAACACAGGGAAAACAGAUCAUGAAGUUGCAAUAUACAGAUUAAUCCAGGUCCCUGAUACUCUAGCUAGUGUGACGCCUUUAUUUCGACUACUGAUUCCCUUUGAUCGGUAAGCUUCCGGACACAAAUGUGCUUUGUAGACAAACAGCCAGCAAGAAUACCAAGCCAAAGGUACUCGGGGAAGGCUAGAGAAACAUAUGAAAAUGUUACCAUAUGCAAACUACUUGUAUUAUUCAUACACAUUCAGAUUUCAACGAGUUUUGAUAAAAUAUCGAAACGGAGCUUGACAUUAAUUCAAGAUUUCCUUGUCUUAUUUUUAUUUUAAUUCGAAUGAUAGAUUUUAUUAAAACAAUGGAAAUAAUUGUUUUUUUGAUAAAUUACAAUCAUAAAUUACUUUUUGAUUUGUAUAGAAAUAUGUAUACAUGUAAUCUUCUUUCUUUUAAGAUAUAUUAUCAUAUGUUGUCAACGUACAUACAUGUAUUUUAGCGGUAUUUUUAUUUUAGCGCAUUUCGGGCCUUGGAUAUCGCGCUAAAUUAUGAUUGAAUUUCUGUGAACAGAAUUGAUUACAUCCAUUGUGAGUGCGCCAAAACAUCAUUGCGUUAAUCUGUCAAAAUUUGACAAUACGUAAAAAAGUGUGCCCGCUAAAAUAUGAACGACAAAUGUAUGUUUAGUACCAUUUUCAUUUAACAAAAAAUACAUUAUUGUUCUUUGUUUUUGUUCUGUUGCAUCUUUUAAAUGAGAGACAAGCGGAUUUCUAAGUUGUUCUUAGCUUUGAAACACAAUUUCAGGAAUUGAUUACGUGUGUGUAAUUAUGCAUUGGAAAAGCAAUCAAUGUGUCUAAAUAUUUAUGAUAACUACACACUGUUGGUGUGACAUACGUUUCAUUAUGUAUCUAUACUAUCUAUAAGUAUUCCAUUUGUUUUUUAAUAA